AAAACAAGAACAAUGUAUACGAAUUUCAACAAGUAUGUGUAGUAGAUCCAAUUUUAAGUUUAUUGUGAGCGCAAAAUACAAGUGUAAACUCCUUGUAUUUAGUGAAAUUGGUACAGAAAUUGUUAACGGAGGCAUUUAACAUAAAAACUAGCAGGAAGACAGACUUAAGUGAGUAGGGGAAACGAGAAUGAAAUUAAAAUAGCAAAAAUCAAGGCGCGAAGUUCUUCUAAAUAUAGAUGGGCGGGCGGAACGUGGUGCGGACACUGCUCACACUCAGUGCUCUAGAUUGACCUCGCUUUGUUCACUGUCAGUCCAGCUGCGCGCUAAUACAUUGUUAUUUUUUUUAAUCUACUUCAAUAACAAAGCGUGAUUAGCGUAUUUUAGACGUUUAAGCAACCUUUACAUUUUUGAGUGAAUAAAUUAUGUGAAGUGCGGAAUAUUAUUCCACAAGUUCAUCCAAAUGUUCAAAAUUGAGGCUUUUGUGCUCUAGUUUUGCGAACCGAACUAGCCGUCGCUGAUUCAUUUCAUCAAAUCAGGUAAUGAACGGAGACGUGGAAGGUGUGGCAUCUCGGCCUCGUCCAUUGUCUGGGGGUUUGUGGACCCUUUUUAACUGGCUGCGUCGCGACGACCACGCUUCUUCUAACGAAAGUUUAUCAAGUGUCGGGUCAGAUCGGACAGCUGCAAGCUUUGCAUUUUUAGCACCUGGAAAUUAUAACGUCAACAAUACCCCAGUGUUUUUGCCACCUCCAAGUCCACCUACGGACACGUAUAGGAAAAGAGUUCAGGAAAGAAUUGUACGACGUCAGCACGAACGAGAUCUCACUUUACACAGGAAAUACGGUCUCUAUAGAAGUGAAGGCAUUAAUAGUUACGACGCCUUCAGCCUACCACCAGCUCGAAGAGCUGAAAGUGAUAUAUCUAAUAAACGGGAACGGGAGCGAAGAGCCACAAGUGAAUGUUUUCAAAGACGUGCUGUGCAUGUGCCUGGUAAACGUCGUGCUCCUCUUCCACCCGGCCGCGCUUCUGUUGGAUCUUCAGCGACGCAUUAUAGAGGUCCUAGAAAAAGACCAGCUCCUCAACCGCCAAUAAAAUUGAUCGAAGAAAUUAAAGAUAGAGAUCAUAUAUCAAACAACUUUUCUAUACACAUGAAUUCACAAGCUCUUCGCGAGGAUGGGUCUUUGCAAAACACUAAUAAGAUGUCGACGGAUGCCUCAGAAAAAACUGUUAAAAAAGGAAGUACCUCUAAAGAAUCAAAAACGCGUUUAGAAAAAGGGUUUUUGAAACAUAUAUUUGAAAACAGAAAAAGGAAUUCCGCUGUUGAUACGUCCGCAGUAAAAAUAUUGCCGAGUAUUAGUGAAUUAGAUAAACAAGCAGCUUCCAUAAUAGAAAAUGGAAAACUUGAAGCUUUAAAACAAAUCUCGAAGCCUGAUGAACAUCCCCAGCAAAGUAAUUUGGAGAACGGUGACAAAAAACCAAAGGCAGAUAAUUGGUUUUGUAUAAAAUGUUUAAGAAAAUAUGAUUCAUCUGUUUCAGAUUGUCCUUACUGCAUAUUUGAAAGCAAACAAGUAUCUAUAAAUACAAACGACCCAGCAGCAAGUGCUUGUAAUAAUUACACACAAACAGAAAAUGGCAUUACGGGUCCAUCUUCCAGAAGUAAAAACAAAAGUGAAGAUAAACAAAAGUUAAAAGAAAUGUUGAAAGAAAUGAAAGACUCUCUACCUAAAAGGCCGAAACAUGAAAACAAACAUGUUCCAAAUGAAAAUAAAGUAACUUCUGUGCAUACAGUGUCUAAAACAGAUAUUGUUUCAGAAACUCCAACUCUUAGAAUAGGAGCUCACGUCAGUAAUGAAGAUAAAGCAUCAAUAUCUACAAAACCAUCUACAUCCGGUCUCAGAAAUAACAUAGUGUAUUCAAAAAAUUCAACUCCUUUACAAUCUUUCAAAAGUGUAAUAACUACGACGCCGUUGGUAAUUCAACAUGAAGCGAAACAAAAUUAUUUCGGAAUACCGAAUGACCGAAAUAUAAAAUCUAAAGAAUCUACCCAAAAUUCAUCUGCACAUCGUGAGGUGGUUGAAAAUAUAUUAUCAAAGCCUCCUCUCGCAGUAAAUAUCCAAAAAAGAGAAUCUGAAUUGGUUGGAUCGUCUGGCCAAAAUAAAAAUCUGCAAUCUCCGUUAAGGAUAUCAUUGUUAUUAAACCCAGUUUAUGUACCAAAAAACACGGAAUCAAAAAGUACGCCGUCUGAAAAUCCCUUACAUACUGAAACAAAAUCUCCUAUUAAUAAAUUAACCCAACCUGAAAAUAAGACUAUCAAUCAAAUACCAGUAAAGUCAGAAAAUAUUGCAGUUAAAAAACCGGAAAUAACUAAUACAUCAAUUAUUUCGCAUACGAAAAAUAUGAAUGGUAAAAUGAAUGAUGUUACUAAUAAUAAAGAAGGCUCUAACAUGGGUAACAUUACUUCAGAAAAAGUGACUUCACCAGUGUUAUCAAAUGCUACUUCAAAGAUAGAAGAUAAAAAUGCAACGAAAAAUAUAAAUGACAUAAAAAAUAAAAGUGAUGCGCAUCCGUCUACUUCCAGAGAUAUAUUGGAAAACGAGAGCAAAAUAAAAGCAAUUGACACGGAUGGAAUAAAUCAACACAUCAAAAGGCGGGAAUUGAUCAAUCAACUUGAGAAAUCCAUAGCCAAUGGCGAUGAACAUGCUGCAGCCGAAGCGGCUAUAAAAUUAGCACAACUGCGAUUAUCCUGUUCUGUGUUAUCAUUUUCGUCGCGGAUUAUGUCUGAACCAUCUACAUCAUCUUCAACCGCUCCAAAGGGAAAUCCCAUAGGAUUAAUAACAGUAGCAACAAAAAAUAUUUCACAUAAAACAGAGAUCAAUAAUGUAAUAGUGCCUACCGAAUCUGGUGUACUUUCUAAGAAGACUACAGAAAUCACACCAAUCGCAUCCUCAGCACAAAAAUCGCAAAGUGCAACAACAAUAAAAGAUUCUUCGGAAAAUGAUAAGGCUGUGCCGUCAUCUUCAAAAAAUGAAUCAGAAAAACGUGAACCACUUUUUAAUAAAGUUUCUCAGAAUGUCUCACAGUUUGAAGUUUUGCCACCACAAGAUAAAGGAAAUACGGAUGUUUCAAUAUCCGUGUGGAUUGAAGAUAAGGAAGCUACUAGAGGUCCGAUUAAAUUAAAAAUUCAACGUCAAGCUGUUGUUGGGGACUUAAGGCGACAAGCUGAGGCUGCACUUGGUCUUCCCUCACAUUUACAACGCUGGAUUGUCGGUCGCACCCUUUGUACUGAUGAUAACACCGCUCUCCUCUCACUUGCAGGAUCUGAAUUUAAUGCCCCAUUUUAUCUCUGUCUCGUGGAAACAGACCCUCAUGCGGUAGGCAUAUCUCGAAUUAAUACAAAAACACCAAACGUCGCAAAUGCAGAUAAUAACACAGGAAAUAACGUCUAUAAAGAGUUAGUACAAUUGGAACAACAAGCUUUAGUACCUAAUGCUGAAGUUUUCGAAUGUGGUGUUUGUAUAGAAGAAUGCAAAGCGGGAAGUGGCGUAGUAUUGCGCGAAUGUGUUCAUAUGUUCUGCAAAGAUUGUUUAGCGGAUGUCGUAAAGCAUAGCGAAGAGCCAGAUAUAUCUUGUCCAGCUAUGGGUUGCAGCGGAGUAUUACAAGAACGAGAAAUUCGCGGACUCGUGUCGCCAGAAGAAUACGAGAAAUGGUUAGCACGUGGUUUAGCUGCGGCUGAAAGUGGCACGCGAAACGCAUUCCAUUGCCGCACUAGAGACUGCACUGGCUGGGCUCUGUGCGAUCCUGGUGUUCGAAGAUUUCUUUGUCCUGUAUGCAAACACAGCAAUUGUGUGCCAUGUCAGGCUAUACACGAGGGAGAAACCUGCGAUAAAUAUCGAUCUAAGCUUCAAGCUGUAUCGAAUCCAAAUUCAAAUAAAUCCGAUGACAGCACUCGAGCCUUACUUACCAAUCUAAUCAACAAAGGGGAAGCACUCGAAUGCCCAGAAUGUAAAGCCAUCAUCACAAAAAUGUGGGGCUGCGAUUGGGUGAAAUGUUCUGCUUGUAAGACCGAGAUCUGCUGGGUGACGCGUGGCCGCAGGUGGGGUCCAGCAGGCCGCGGCGACACCAGCGCCGGGUGUCGCUGUGGUGUCGACGGCAAGCGGUGCCAUCCAUCCUGCGGUUACUGCCAUUAGAUACAAUAAGAUAUUGUCCCAAAACAUGGUUGUUUAAGAUGAAACAGUCAUGGUAAAAAUACUUAAAUAAAACAUUAUUUAUUUGAAUGUC
Messenger RNA from Manduca sexta (tobacco hornworm), 4275 nucleotides. RefSeq lists its product as uncharacterized. The coding region runs from base 540 to 4184 and encodes 1214 amino acids. Lineage: Eukaryota; Metazoa; Arthropoda; Insecta; Lepidoptera; Sphingidae. Gene Ontology annotation, molecular function: ubiquitin-protein transferase activity; ubiquitin binding. The transcript has 5 exons. The record is from RefSeq and is a predicted model, not a curated record. Gene Ontology annotation, cellular component: LUBAC complex. Gene Ontology annotation, biological process: proteasome-mediated ubiquitin-dependent protein catabolic process; protein linear polyubiquitination.